Messenger RNA from Vitis riparia (riverbank grape), 2536 nucleotides. RefSeq lists its product as uncharacterized. Bases 121 to 726 code for a protein of 201 amino acids. Lineage: Eukaryota; Viridiplantae; Streptophyta; Magnoliopsida; Vitales; Vitaceae. The transcript has 5 exons. The record is from RefSeq and is a predicted model, not a curated record.
GAGUCAAAACUCAAGGAAAACUCUAUCUUCUUCCAAGCUUUUCUGGAAAAAAAAAAAAAAAGAAACAAAAAAAGGAGAAAAAACAGUCUCUGCACAGCAACUGACGUUUCUUUUUCUGAUAUGACAAUGCUAUCAAGCAACCAUUGUAAUUUGUGGCUAGGAAUUCAAAAUCAUCCUUCCAGAGGAAGAUUUAACCAGAUUAUAUGUCCAGGAUCUGGCCCAUAUAUUCCUUCUAGAGGUUCAUUUUUUUUCCAUGGUCAAUGUCUUGCUGGUAGUUCUCACCAAAGUGCCAGGAGAUGUAGGCCUAUUUUUUCAAGUACAGUGGACGAUGGUAUGGAUCCAGAUGAUUCAGAAGAUGGAAUUGACAAGAAACAACCUUCUAAUGGUGAAUUAGGAGGGGUUAAUAGUGAAAUGAUCAGAGAGAAUCUUGAAAGAAUUAUUGGCUCAGAUGAUUCUACCUUUAGCGGGUUAGACCUUGCAACUCUUAUUAGGAACAAGUAUGGGAGAUCCUAUGAUGUUCUACUAAUAAAGAAGGAGUUUAUGGGAAGAAAUCUACUUGCUUUAAAUGUCAUGUGGAAGUACAUGGAGCAGACUGUGUCAUGGUUUUCUGUGGCUGCUUGUAAAGACCUCAUCAUUACCCACUCUGGAUUUAAAUUCUGGAUGGUCUCAUGUGGGAUGCCUCAUGAUAUUACCUGCCCUGACAUUGGGCUUGUACAAUCUAGGUAAGAUGAAUGCUCUAUGACUAUAUCUUAUUUGAUAUUCGGAUUAAGUCCAGUCAUUUUUUAAUUGACAAGUGAAAGGUGAAUCUUAAUAAUGGACUACACCUAGAGGGGGGGUGAAUAGGUGUUGUUGAACUAAAAAAAUUUUCCCAACAAGGAUUACCUAGCCUUAUUUUUCAAUGUCUAUAAACUUCUCUUCCAACAACUUUUUAACAAAGUAUAAAAACCACAAGCAAGUAUGUAUGCACCAACACUCUCCCAACAAUUUAUAAAUGCAAUUCACAUGCAAAUGCUUCAACACUCCUCAAAAUUUAUUCAAAAGAACAAUUAUCACCUUAACUCAUUUCAAUUUACUACAAGAUAUCAUAAACCAAAAUAAACAGAAAAAUAAUUGAAGAUAUUCCAUGAAUAAUCACACUUAUUUCAGCUCAUAUAUCUUCCAUUCAACAUAUAUGCUUAAGUAUCCAAUGAAUCAAAAACUGAAAAUAAAUCAAAGAGUAGAGUGAGAGAGAGACAAUUGACUCUAUAUUUUAACGUGGAAAAUCUCCGAAGAGAUCAAAAACCAUGAGCCUACCACCGAUUGAAAACAUUCACUAUAAAGAAUAAAAACUGAAUACAAGGUUUUACCUAGCUCAAACCAACCAAUCCUUCCUGAACCACUUGACUAGUACCUUCACUUUCAGCUUCUCAACUUCUUCUUCCGGAGUACACUAGGAGUCCGCACCAAGCUCGAUCUCGACCUUUUCUUGAAUUCACACAAGAAGAAAAUGGGUUUUUGCACAAAACCAAGAGAAUGAGAGAUAAAUGUUUCAGAAAUCAAUCCAUGUUCAUUUUCAGAAAAUCCAUUAAAAAAAAAAUUUCUUUGAAAACUUGGAUGGGAUUUUCUUGGAGCAAGCAAGCUCAAAGAGAAAAGGGAAUGAGGAGCACAAGAAUGGCUGCUGCAGUCUCUCUUCUCCAGAAAUGGGAGAAAGUUCAUUUUAAAUGAAAAUGAAACCCUUAAUCCAAGGGCUGAAAAUUAAUCUUAAAGACAGGUUAGUUGGAUUGAUGUGCCCUUGCACCUAGAUCGAUCCAAAAAUAGGGGAACAAAAGCCUUUCAGCAAAAAUAUUUCUCCUCUUAACUCUUUUAAAGAUGAAAAACAGGGUUGGUUCACAUUCAAUCACCACAUACUUGGCUACAUACCUCGGCCUCUUAACAAGUCUUAAUCUUCAAAGGUAAAGUAGUCCAAAGAGGAAUUGGAAAACCGAGUUAGGGGACACUUAGGAAUUUUGUUCGGAAUUGCCAACCUAGCUAAACACUAACAACAAGGAAUAAAGAUUCCAAUGCAAAUCAACAGUCUAUUACUGUUGUGACGUCUGUAUGAAAACUGAUAAGAAAAGUUGUGAUGGUACUGCAUAUUUGGAAAAGAUGUUCAAGAAAAGUAGGAGAAGUUAGUGCUAUAAUUAUAUUAUGAGGUAGUCAGCUGUAGUUCUUAAAUUCAAGGCAGCUUAUAGAAACUAACUUCAGUUGAGGCAGCAGUUUUCAAUUUCUGACAGAUAAUUUGUUUUUGUCUUUUUUUUCCUGUUGAAAAAAGUCAUAUUUUUGUUCAUUAGCAACUACACCUCCUGCCUCUUUCACUCUAUUCUUUGUUUUUACUCGGAAAGGAUCCUGAAUUCCUAAUUGAAAAUCUAUAGGAUUAGUAUUCUGGUUACUGACAUGUUGCCAUGAAAUUUUCCCUGAUUCACUCAUGAAACUUACGCAUAUGUGCUUCUCAGAUUCCAUUGUAAGUCUGAAGAUGCCCACUUGUAUCCCAUUUAAAGCUUGUCUUAAUUAUUUUUCC